AGGGCCGAUACCUUGGUACUUGCAGCUUUAGGGCAGCACGGGACCAACUGCAUUUUGAGCUGAAGACUCGGCCAUCGGCUCCUUUCGACUUUUUGGGUUUGUGCAUUGAACACGGUGAACAGCUUACGUUAUGUAAGCCCACAAUUUUCUGUGUCGAGCUGUUGGGACCUGGUCCCUGCUAGAUGAUACCCCACCUUAAGAAUAUUACAUAAUCAAUGACAUGACUAGUUUUUAUCACGUGACUACGCAUCCACCCCGGGCCGUGAAAGAUUCCGAUAAAAAUUAUAGCACGGCAUCACCUAAUCCGAGUUCGACCCGAGAAAAUAAUUUGACGGCACAUCGAGCUCCCAGGUCGGAAUCGGAGGCAAGAGGAAGACAGCCAUUCAAUACGACCCUCAAUUAGGUCAACCUCUCUCCGAACCAACAUUGAUCACUUUCCAUACUUCGUCCAACAUCUAAACAUCCAAAUCUUCACAACCGCCACCAUCAAACCAACCGCCAAAAUGGAACCGCGAUCCCUCCACCCACUCCUCCGCACCAUCGCCAAACCCCGCGCCUCGCCAACCCUCACGACCCUCUCAAGAUCCUCAAUCCAGCGGCAGCAACGCCACCAAUCCACCACAGCACGCACAAAGCGCGCCCUAAAAAUCGCCCCUCACCCCUCCUUCCUGAACACCCCGCAAACCGGCUCGCACGUAAUCUUCAACCCGCCCUCGUCGAAGCCCUCCGUCUACCACACGCCCUUCAAGUUCCUCCCGCGCAGCGACCCGCGGCGUCGCGCGAACCUAACCCAGCUCUUCCGCUCCUCCGCCGACGUGCCCAAUGCCUCGCCCACAACCGCUUCUGGCACCAACACCGCGGACCUCCCCCCGCAGCUGCCCGAGCCGGAACGCAAGUACAACGUCACCAAGGAGCAAGUCGCCGAGAUGCGCGCCUUACGCUCGCGAGACCCCGAGCGCUGGAGCGUGCUGAAGCUUGCGGAGAGGUAUGAUUGCCGGCCGCUCUUCGUCAUGAUGUGCUGUCGUGCGAGCGCGGAACAUAAGGAUAGGGAACGCGAGAGGCUGGAGGCUGUGAAGGCUAGGUGGGGACCGAUGAAGACUCUUGCGCGCGAGGAUCGGAAGAAGAGGAAGGUGCUUUUGCUUAAGGAUGCUUUAUGAGGUGGUUGAGAUGGGUUGGUUGGGGGCUGGGUGCGUCUACGACUAGGCCUGUGGGUAUGAUCAUGGUCACGGUGAAGGUUAGGGGUGGUCUUGUCUGUCUGUCCGUCUACUCACUUAGGUUAUUGGGUACCUCAUCUAUCGAUUUAUGGUAUUCGGCCGGUAGAGUCUGGGAGGGAGGAAAUAUGGGACAUGGUACCUGGGACGAGGACCGAGAUUUAAGGAAUCGACAAUCUCCUCUAUGGUGUUAAGGGAGGGGAUACGGUUUAUAUCUAUGAAAAACAAGGGGCUUUUGACUUGAAGAUAGAAGGUUAGCCUAGGGGUCAAAUGAGACAAGAUGGAACGACUGCAACUCAUGGCCGUAAGAGAGAAUAUGUUGAUAUAUAUGUAUACAAGAACUAAAUAAACAAAACAUGAAGAUAUAAA
This is a messenger RNA of Annulohypoxylon maeteangense, 1580 nucleotides long. RefSeq names its product mitochondrial ribosomal protein subunit L20-domain-containing protein. Gene Ontology annotation, cellular component: mitochondrial large ribosomal subunit. The record is from RefSeq and is a predicted model, not a curated record. Gene Ontology annotation, molecular function: structural constituent of ribosome. The coding region runs from base 504 to 1157 and encodes 217 amino acids. The transcript has a single exon. NCBI's taxonomy places the organism in Eukaryota, Fungi, Ascomycota, Sordariomycetes, Xylariales, Hypoxylaceae.